Molecule: messenger RNA, 897 nt
Organism: Trichomonas vaginalis G3
Lineage: Eukaryota; Parabasalia; Trichomonadida; Trichomonadidae
Product: negative regulation of actin filament polymerization
Exons: 1
Coding region: 1-897 (298 amino acids)
Biological process (GO): barbed-end actin filament capping; actin filament depolymerization
Cellular component (GO): actin filament; cytoplasm
Molecular function (GO): actin filament binding; actin monomer binding
Source: RefSeq, a predicted model, not a curated record
AUGAAAGCUAUAGGAACUGUUGAUAUUCCUCCAGAUACAUUGUCCGCAAUACGUGAUUUUGAGCACAAUACAACACUUCGUGCCAUUAAACUUACAAUUCAAACCGAUAAACUUGUAAUUGCAGAAAAAAUUAACUCUCAAGGCAGUCCACAAAGCGAUUUCAACGGUCUCACCAGCCAUAUGAAUAAAGCAGAACCAUGUUUCACACUUGUUCACGUUCCAAAGACAGGUGGACACGCUGGAAAUGUACUUGUCAUAUUUAUUCCAAUGGCAUGCCCACUCCGUACCAGAACAGCCUAUGUUCAAUCAAGAUCAUCUAUCGAGAAAAAGCUCAAGAGUACAAUUACAUCAGGAUUAGACUCUUAUUUCAUUGAUGAUCUUAAGGACUUUAACUAUUCCGACUUUGAAAAGCAGAAUACUAAAGAUGAUGCUGCUCUAUCACCUGAAGAAAGGAUUGAGAAGCAAGCACUUCAUGAUGCAAUCCAAGAAUCAAAGCAUCCAGAAAAGAAAGAUGCAUUCACAUGGAAAUGUGAUGCACAACUUACAGCAACCUUAAAGAAGCUAGCUACAAAGGUAGGACCAAAGAUUGUCGCUGGAAUGUGCGAACCAACAGGAAAUGGCCUGAAAUUAUGUGGAACAGGUAAUUCAUUGAAGGAUAUCAAGACUGAUGGAGCUAGAUACAUCGCUAUGCAUUACCAGAAACCAGGAAAAGAAGGCUUUUGCUUCAUCUUAUUCUGCUCUGACUCUGCAAAGCCACGUGAGAAGAUGAUGGCUUCAACUUGCAAGCAGUCGUUUAUCAGUGGAUGCAAGAGUUGCGGAAUUGAAUUCAAUCAACAGAUUGAAUUGAGAGAACUCUCUGAAUUUAAUGAUGCCAAUGUCGAAAGGCAUAUUAAAUGA